Molecule: messenger RNA, 639 nt
Organism: Miscanthus lutarioriparius
Lineage: Eukaryota; Viridiplantae; Streptophyta; Magnoliopsida; Poales; Poaceae
Source: the annotation of a GenBank genome assembly
AUGGUGGCUCCAGCGACACUCGCCCUCCGCCCCAGCGCGGCCCCCGCGCCGCCUCGUGCCGCGCUGCCCCGCGCCCGGGCCUGGUUCGGGCCCGCCAGCCGCGCCUCCCCUUCCGUCGCCGCCUCCUACCAGCCGCGGCGCUUCAGUGGCGUCCGCCGCGCCGUGGCCGUCGAUGCCGACCAGCAAGGCUCUCCCGAGCCUCCAGAGCAGGAGAAGAAGCCCAAGACGUACUACUUCCUGGUGGCGAACGCCAAGUUCAUGCUGGACGAGGAGGAGCACUUCCAGGAGCAGCUUGCCGAGAAGCUGCGCAACUACGGCGAGCGCGACAAGGAGCAGGACUUCUGGCUCGUCGUGGAGCCCAAGUUCCUCGACAGGUUCCCCAACAUCACCAAGCGCCUCAAGCGCCCCGCCGUCGCGCUUGUCUCCACCGACGGCAACUGGAUCACAUUCAUGAAGUUAAGGCUAGACAGGGUCUUACAAGACCAGUUCGACGCAGAAUCAGUUGAAGAGGCAUUGGCUUCUAACCCUGUUGAGUUGAAAUUUGAGAAGCCUGAGAAAUGGACAGCUCCAUACCCUAAAUAUGAGUUUGGAUGGUGGGAGCCCUUCUUGCCUCCAAAGUCCAGCAAUGGCACGGCAUAG